AUGCUCGACUUGAUCCAGAAAAUUGAUGCUCCUGUUGAGGACUCCAUUAUUGUCGCUUGGAGUUCCCGUGAAACAGCUGAGCCGGAUGCUCCAGGCGACCUCACGAGCACAGCACCUUCAGAGACAACCCGAGCAGUGGAGGUGACCGAGCAUCGGGGUGAGGACGAGGGCGUGGCAGUGGCCAAGGGAGAACUCCUCAAGAUGAGCCAGCAACGCUUGAAACGCAGUUGGAACGCUCAUCGCCCCGCUGGGACGGACAUACAGCUAAACCCUUUCUCGAGAGGUUCUCCCGACAAUGCCUCGCCCGCUGGCUCGCGGAGGCCUCAAGAUAUGGUGAUUCCCUGGAGUACCACAUCUAGGGCCUCCCAGAGCGAGCUCCUAGGCCAAGCCUUCGACGCUGCCACAGGGCAACCCAUACCGAUGCUGCGACCCCCCCCCCACCCCCUCCUCCGUGCUCGAGCCCAACCCUACAGAGAUGGAGAGCUUGGCAUCGACUCCUCCGAGUCAGUGUUUGAGUUGGAGAUCCAGAUCCCCUAA
Molecule: messenger RNA, 537 nt
Organism: Thermochaetoides thermophila DSM 1495
Lineage: Eukaryota; Fungi; Ascomycota; Sordariomycetes; Sordariales; Chaetomiaceae
Exons: 4
Coding region: 1-537 (178 amino acids)
Source: RefSeq, a predicted model, not a curated record